Molecule: messenger RNA, 837 nt
Organism: Brettanomyces nanus
Lineage: Eukaryota; Fungi; Ascomycota; Pichiomycetes; Pichiales; Pichiaceae
Gene: CFD1
Product: cytosolic Fe-S cluster assembly factor cfd1
Exons: 1
Coding region: 1-837 (278 amino acids)
Biological process (GO): iron-sulfur cluster assembly
Cellular component (GO): cytosol
Molecular function (GO): ATP-dependent FeS chaperone activity; 4 iron, 4 sulfur cluster binding; ATP binding
Source: RefSeq, a predicted model, not a curated record
AUGAUGGAACCAGGUGAAACCCCACAGUCUCUCAAAUCGGUGAAGCAUGUGAUACUCGUUCUCUCCGGAAAAGGAGGAGUGGGAAAAUCAUCAGUAACGACGCAAUUAGCCCUAAGUCUCUUAAAUAAAGGCUUCAAGGUUGGAGUACUAGAUAUAGAUUUAACAGGACCUUCGAUGCCGCGAAUGUUUGGCUUAGAGGAUAAGAAGUUAUAUCAGUCGUCGCAUAAUGGAUGGAUUCCGGCAUACUACGAUAAUACAAAGCAGUUGGCAGUGUCUUCUAUUGGAUUCCUAUUGAAUAAUAGAGGUAACUCUGUGGUUUGGAGAGGUCCAAAGAAGACAGGGAUGAUUCGCCAAUUUAUGCGUGAUAUGGACUGGGGUGACUUGGAUUACCUAUUGAUAGACACUCCUCCUGGAACGUCUGAUGAACAUAUUGCCAUAGCAGAAGAACUAAGAUACUGUAAGAACGUUGAUGGCUGUGUUAUAGUGACCACUCCACAGUUAGUUAGUGUGAACGAUGUUAAGAAGGAGAUCAACUUUUGUGGCAAGGUCAAUUUCAAGAUAUUGGGAAUUUUAGAGAACAUGUCUGGCUUCAUAUGUCCUUAUUGUUCUGAAUGUACCAAUAUAUUUGGAUCUGGAGGAGGUAAAAGGUUAGCUGAAGAGGUGGAUCUUCCAUAUUUGGGCAACGUACCAAUAGACCCUCAGUUUACCGACUUGAUCGAAAGACAGACUGAAUUGACAAAGGAAAAGGGACAGAAUUUGAUGCAAAUGUAUCAGGAUUGUGGGUUGAGUGCGGUGUUUGGAGGAAUAUUGAAAAAGGUGACGUCGUCUUCAGCUUGA